CUUGAGCUGCUGGCCGACGGUCAGCCGGUGUCAACGCUCCGCGCCGCCCCGGCCCGCGCUCUGCCUCGCGCCCCCCGCCCCGCCCCUCCGCGCCUCCCUCGCGGCCGCGGUGGUACGGAGAAGUUCCACUGCGACUGUUCCAGUCGGCGCUGCGGCCGCAGUGCGGCGCGGCCAGAGGCUGAGGCUCGGGUUACUUCGAUCAUCAAGGGCGCCGCGCCGGCCAUCGCCAUGUGGAGCGCGGUGCGGGUCGGGGCGGCGGCUCGCAAGCUGCCCCGGGCCGCUGGGACUUCCCUGCCGCCCGCGCGCCGGCGCCAGCACUCUGCGCCCCGCCGCGGCCUCCCCAUCGACGCCAUGCCCACCCCGGGCGACCUCCCCGGCACGCCCUCCGCCGCCCGGCUGCACGAGUACAUCGACAUGCGGCACCGUCAGCUGGGCCCCGUGUUCCGGGACCGCAUCGGGCCCGUGAGCGCGGUGUUCGUCGCGGACCCCGACGAGAUGCGCCGCACCUUCGGGCUCGAGGGCAAGUACCCCAUGCACGUCUUACCCGAGCCGUGGGUGCACUACAACCAACUGUUCGGAGUCAAGCGAGGCCUCUUCUUCAUGGAUGGAGCGGACUGGCUCAAGAUGCGCCGCCUCAUGAACCCGCUCAUGUUGAGAACCGACCAAGGAGACAUUUUCUCUUCAGCCUGCCAACAUGUUGCUGAGUCCCUCGUGUCCAAAUGGAAGGCAGGUGGCACUCGGGUCAUAGGUGACCUGGAGGCGCAGCUAUACAAGUGGUCGCUAGAUACCGUAAUUGCUGUCCUAAUGGGACCUCUUUAUGAAACACACGCACCAAAAUGGAAUGAUGAGGUGGAAUACUUGGCACACAAUAUUCAUAAAGUGUUUUUAGAAACUGGAAACAUGUCUCUUAUCUCAGCCAAAGACGCGCAAGAAGGUCAGCUUCCAGUUUGGAAGCGCUUUAUCACAACAGUUGAUGCAAGCUUAAAUACAGCUCGGUCCCUGGUGCUACAGAUGAUUCCUCUUUCCACUGGUGAAUCUGGUGGUCUCCUGAAAGGAAUGAUAGAAUGUGGAAUGUCUGAGGAAGACAUUAUAAAAGUGGUUAUUGACUUCAUAAUUGCUGCAGGUGACACAACUGCUUUGUCACUUCAAUGGACCCUAUACUUGUUAGCAGAAAAUCCACUCACUCAGGGACAUGUGGCAGCAGAAUUAACACAGGAAACUGAUAUUUUGCAGUCAGCUCUUGUGAGAGGUGUGGUGCGAGAAGCCUUAAGACUAUACCCUGUGGCACCAUUUCUCACGAGAAUAAUGCCUGAAUCUUGUGUUAUUGGUGGAUAUGAACUACCCCCUAAGGAACUGGUACUGCUAUCACUAUUUACAAGUGGAAGAAAUGCCAACAAUUUCCCAGAACCAGAAAGGUUUUGGCCUGAACGCUGGCUUCGAACAUCUCAUUCAACCAAUGGAUCAUAUAAAGCAGUCCAUAACCCACAUGCUUCUAUGCCUUUUGCAAUGGGAGCACGAUCAUGCAUAGGUAGAAAGCUUGCAGAGACCCAAAUGAUAACAACCUUGGCCGCUAUUCUCAGAGAUUUCGAAAUAGAACUGUUAAAUACAGAAAACAUAGAUAUGGUGCUACGCAUGGUUGCUGUUCCAUCAAUACCCUUAAAAAUAGGACUCCGACCACGUACUCAGACUAGUCUAUGAGAUUUAUAGAACAUACCUAAACAGUUAUUCUCUUCUUUUAAAUUUGAAAAGAAAAAGUAAGAAAAUAGCCUGAAAAUAUACAGAGUCCUGUGAAGUUUUCAUACAAUAAAGUGUUGCGACAAUUCAA
Frankliniella occidentalis (western flower thrips) is the source of this 1825-nucleotide messenger RNA. RefSeq names its product cytochrome P450 315a1, mitochondrial (gene sad). NCBI's taxonomy places the organism in Eukaryota, Metazoa, Arthropoda, Insecta, Thysanoptera, Thripidae. The record is from RefSeq and is a predicted model, not a curated record. Gene Ontology annotation, cellular component: mitochondrial inner membrane. Gene Ontology annotation, molecular function: monooxygenase activity; heme binding; iron ion binding. Gene Ontology annotation, biological process: cholesterol metabolic process; cellular response to peptide hormone stimulus; C21-steroid hormone biosynthetic process. Bases 229 to 1698 code for a protein of 489 amino acids. The transcript is spliced from 7 exons.